Molecule: messenger RNA, 312 nt
Organism: Hevea brasiliensis (rubber tree)
Lineage: Eukaryota; Viridiplantae; Streptophyta; Magnoliopsida; Malpighiales; Euphorbiaceae
Product: alpha carbonic anhydrase 7-like
Exons: 2
Coding region: 1-312 (103 amino acids)
Molecular function (GO): carbonate dehydratase activity; zinc ion binding
Source: RefSeq, a predicted model, not a curated record
AUGGGAGUUCUCUUUGUUGCUUCUAUCAUUCUCUUGUUCCAUUCUCCUUCUAUCAACUCCACUGCUUUUGAACUUGAAAUUGCUGCAAAUGGUGAAAUUCCAUUUAGUUAUAUAGAAGCAACUGGUAGAGGACCAUCAAAAUGGGGUGAACUUGACCCAAAAUGGCGAGCUUGUGGUGAUGGAAGAUUACAAUCUCCAAUAGACAUUGUGGAUGUAAAUGUGCAUGUCUUCCCAAAGCUAGGAGAACUACAAAGGGAUUAUAAACCAGCUAAUGCUACCAUUAUGAGCAGGGGAAGAGACAUUAUUGUAUAG